GCUGCAGCUGCUGACAGACGAGAGCUCGAUGAUGAUGGUUUAUAAUCGUUUCUACUGGAUGCUGUGGAUGUUGUCGUGUUUUGAACAAUAUUUUGGUGAAGAUCUGCAGUUUUCUGAGCCGGCUAAUGGAGCAGUAGGAGGAAGUGUGGUGUUCACUCCUGAUAACCUGCCCUCCACAUCAAUUGAUAUAAUUCAAUGGCAUUUUGGAACAAAUAUUAUAUUGUCAGCACAGUCUGAUUCAGCUAUAAUAGCCUCAGCAUACAGAGACAGAGUCAGUUUUGACAGAAACACUCUCGCUCUGGAGCUCCGGAACCUGAGACUGAAUGAUUCUGGAAAAUACAGACUGACUGUAAUAACAACUGCUGGAGAGACACUUACAGGAGAAACGUCACUUCAAGUGCUUGCUGAAGAUCUGCAGUUUUCUGAUCCGGCUAAUGGAGCAGUAGGAGGAAGUGUGGUGUUCACUCCUGAUAACCUACCCUCCACAUCAAUUGAUGCAAUUCAGUGGCAUUUUGGAACAAAUAUUAUAUUGACAGCACAGUCUGAUUCAACUAUAAUAGUCUCAGCAUACAGAGACAGAGUCAGUUUUGACAGAAACACUCUCGCUCUGGAGCUCCGGAACCUGAGACUGGAUGAUUCUGGAAAAUACAGUCUGACUGUAAUACCUACUGCUGGACAUCAACUUACAGGAGAAACUUCACUACAAGUGUUCGAAAUUAUAACUAAUGUCAGGCUUACUGGUCCAGAAGAAUCAUUAAUCGAGGGAGAAUCAUCUGCUAACAUCAGCUCUGAGGGAACUGGCAGCAUCAGCUCUGUGCAGUGGAUGAAAGAUAACAGUCCUCUGUCUCCUAGCAACAGAAUCAUCUUCUCAUCUGAUAACAGAUCAGUGUCCAUCAGUCCAGUGCAGAGAUCAGACAGUGGAGAAUAUCAGUGUACAUAUAGAAACCCUGUCAGCUCUGAGACGACUAAACUCAGCCUGAUCAUCAACUAUGGACCAGAAGAUGUUUCUAUUAAGGGUCAGGAUGUGGUGGAUUUAGGGGUUCGAGUGUCGCUCUCUUGUUCUGCAAAUUCUGAACCUUCUGCUUCAUUCAGCUGGAAGUUUAAUGGAACAGACACUUAUGUGACCACAGACACAUUCACCAUAGAUCAGACUGACUUCACACACAGUGGAGAUUAUGAAUGCACAGCUUUGAAUAGAGUCACAAAGAGAAGAGCCUCACAAAAACACGCUUUACUAGUUAAAAUAGGUGGAGGAGGAGGAGGAAGAUAGCAGAUAGCAAGUAACCAUUGAAAUAAUGCUAAAUCAACAAAAAAUGGAAUGGAAUUUUUCAGUUACGUUCUGCUCUCAAGGCCUAUGGAGAUCCCUCGGCAUCCCCUAUUUCCUCUCAUCCUAUGUGGGAUUGGAUCGCAACACCCUCUGGUCGGCCAUCUAUUUCUUUAAUAUAUAGUAAGCUUAAUGAUCACAUGCAAAGUCUCUUUCUAUUAAAUCUAUCUGGAAUCAUGAAUUAACAGAUUUUGAUUUGUCAGUCGACUGGGAGAGGGUGUGGUCUAAUCUAAUCUGAACUUCUAAAAAGAUGAUGGCUCAUCAUCUUGUUCAUUUCGGGGUCGUCCAUUGAGCGCACAUAGCCCUUUACAAGAGGUUUAGGGUGAGGCUGCAGUCGACCUAUGGCUGUCAUGUCUGUGGCGCUGUGUCAGCUGGUACUUUUCUCCACAUGUUUUGGGAAUGAUGAGGAUGUUGUUUUGUUGAUUUAAAAAAUAAAUAAAAAGUUGAUCACAAAAAAAAAAAAUGGAAUGGAAUUAAUGUCUCAAAACCAUGUUGUUUCAGUGCCAAUUUUGCACCCUCAAUUAAUGGUGAAAUUUCAACACAAAAAUCUAUUGUUAAG
Onychostoma macrolepis is the source of this 1883-nucleotide messenger RNA. Its product is annotated as carcinoembryonic antigen-related cell adhesion molecule 20-like. Lineage: Eukaryota; Metazoa; Chordata; Actinopteri; Cypriniformes; Cyprinidae. The transcript is spliced from 6 exons. The coding region runs from base 29 to 1270 and encodes 413 amino acids. The record is from RefSeq and is a predicted model, not a curated record.